Molecule: messenger RNA, 1656 nt
Organism: Saccharomyces mikatae IFO 1815
Lineage: Eukaryota; Fungi; Ascomycota; Saccharomycetes; Saccharomycetales; Saccharomycetaceae
Gene: THI20
Product: trifunctional hydroxymethylpyrimidine kinase/phosphomethylpyrimidine kinase/thiaminase
Exons: 1
Coding region: 1-1656 (551 amino acids)
Biological process (GO): thiamine biosynthetic process
Cellular component (GO): cytosol
Molecular function (GO): phosphomethylpyrimidine kinase activity; hydroxymethylpyrimidine kinase activity; thiaminase activity
Source: RefSeq, a predicted model, not a curated record
AUGACCUAUUCUACAGUUAGCAUCAACACACCUCCACCCUACCUUACUUUAGCCAGCAAUGAAAAAUUGCCAACAGUUUUAUCGAUUGCUGGAACAGACCCAAGUGGUGGUGCUGGUAUCGAAGCUGAUGUGAAAACUAUCACUGCGCACAGAUGUUACGCCAUGACAUGUAUCACCGCAUUGAAUGCUCAAACUCCAGUUAAGGUAUACAGCAUUAAUAACACUCCAAAAGAAGUGGUUUCUCAAACUUUGGAAGCUAACCUACAGGAUAUGAGAUGUGACGUCAUCAAGACAGGUAUGCUUACGGCUGCUGCUAUUGAGGUCUUGCACGAAAAGCUGUUACAGCUAGGUGAAAAUAGACCAAAAUUAGUGGUUGACCCAGUUCUUGUCGCUACUUCUGGUUCUUCUUUGGCCGGAAAAGAUAUAGUUAGUUUAAUUACUGAGAAAAUCGCUCCUUUUGCUGAUAUUUUGACUCCCAACAUUCCAGAGUGUUUCAAGUUGUUGGGUGAGGAAAGGAAAGUUAGAAAAUUACAAGAUAUUUUUGAAGUCGCUAAAGACCUUGCUAAAAUCACCAAGUGUUCCAAUAUCUUAGUGAAAGGUGGCCAUAUUCCAUGGAAUGACGAAAAUGAAAAGUAUAUUACUGACGUUCUUUACUUGGAUAAUGAACAGAAGUUCAUCGUUUUCAAAGGCAAUUUUGUUAACACUACGCAUACCCAUGGUACUGGGUGCACUCUAGCUUCUUCCAUUGCAUCUAACUUGGCUCGUGGCUAUUCUCUCCCCCAGUCUGUUUAUGGUGGUAUUGAAUACGUCCAAAAUGCCGUGGCCAUUGGCUGUGAUGUUACCAAAGAAACUGUCAAGAACAAUGGGCCAAUUAAUCAUGUCUAUGCUGUAGAAAUCCCAUUAGAAAAAAUGCUCAACGAUGAAUGUUUCACUGCAACGGAUGUCGUACCUAAAAAACCACUCAAAAGUGCUGCUGACAACGUUCCAGGUGGCAAUUUCUACGAAUAUCUGAUUAACCAUCCUAAAGUCAAGCCACACUGGGACUCCUACGUGAACCACGAAUUCGUUAAAAAGGUUGCUGAUGGUACAUUAGAUCGUAAGAAGUUCCAGUUCUUUAUUGAACAAGAUUAUGCAUACUUGGUGGAUUAUGCUAGAGUUCACUGCAUUGCAGGUAGUAAAGCUCCAUGCUUAGGAGAUAUGGAAAAGGAGUUGGUCAUUGUCGGAGCUGUUCGUAAUGAAAUGGGCCAACAUGAAAAGAGACUAAAAGAAGAAUUUGGAGUUGAUAAUCCUGAUUACUUCCAAAAGAUCCAGAGAGGUCCCGCAUUAAAAGCUUACUCUCGUUACUUUAACGACGUUUCCAGGAGAGGUAACUGGCAAGAAUUGGUCGCGGCCCUUACGCCUUGUUUAAUGGGUUAUGGUGAAGCUUUGACUAGGAUGAAGGGUAAAGUCACUGUAGCCACGGGCUCCGUUUACCAUGAAUGGUGUGAAACCUAUGCCUCUUCGUGGUAUCGUGAAGCCAUGGUAGAAGGUGAAAAGCUUUUGAAUCAUAUUUUAGAGACAUAUCCUUUAGAACAACUUGACACUUUAGUGACAAUCUACGCUGAAGUUUGUGAAUUGGAAACGAAUUUCUGGACCGCUGCCCUUGAAUACCAAUAG